Messenger RNA from Candoia aspera, 5107 nucleotides. It is a transcript of the gene TOP2A, whose product is annotated as DNA topoisomerase II alpha. Gene Ontology annotation, cellular component: nucleus. Gene Ontology annotation, biological process: resolution of meiotic recombination intermediates; sister chromatid segregation; DNA topological change. Bases 105 to 4931 code for a protein of 1608 amino acids. Gene Ontology annotation, molecular function: ATP binding; DNA topoisomerase type II (double strand cut, ATP-hydrolyzing) activity; DNA binding. NCBI's taxonomy places the organism in Eukaryota, Metazoa, Chordata, Lepidosauria, Squamata, Candoiidae. The transcript is spliced from 35 exons. The record is from RefSeq and is a predicted model, not a curated record.
UUUUGAGGCGUUGAUCUUCCGUAUCUGCCGUAGCUUGGCCUUUUGCGAAACGCAGAUUUCACCAUCCCCCUCUCUUCUCCCUUCCCCGCGCUUCUAAAGCCACUAUGGAUCUCGACAACUCCUUCUCCCCGCUCAAGGUUGUUGAUGUGAACCCCAAAGUUGGGAAGAUAAAGAAUGAGGAGGCAAAGAAAAGGUUGUCUGUUGAAAGAAUCUAUCAAAAGAAAACUCAACUGGAGCAUAUAUUGCUUCGGCCUGAUACAUACGUUGGAUCAGUGGAACAAGUAACCCAGCAAAUGUGGGUGUUUGAUGAAGAUGAAGGGCUGAAUUACAGGGAUGUCACCUUUGUUCCUGGUCUUUAUAAAAUCUUUGAUGAAAUACUAGUCAAUGCUGCUGAUAACAAACAGAGAGAUAAGAAUAUGUCUUGUAUCAAAGUUACAAUUGACCCGGAGAAUAAUACAAUCUCUGUGUGGAAUAAUGGGAAAGGAAUCCCUAUUGUAGAGCAUCAAGUAGAAAAAAUGUAUGUGCCAGCUCUUAUUUUCGGGCAUCUUUUAACCUCCAGCAACUAUGAUGAUGAUGAGAAAAAAGUCACAGGUGGCCGAAACGGUUAUGGUGCAAAGCUGUGCAAUAUAUUCAGUACCAAAUUUACAGUGGAAACAGCAUGCAAUGAAUAUAAGAAGCUCUUUAAACAGAUGUGGACUAACAAUAUGACUAACGCAGGAGAGAUGAAAUUGAAGUACUUUGAUGGCGAGGACUUCACGUGUGUUACUUUCCAGCCCGACCUGUCAAAAUUUAAAAUGACUGCAUUGGAUAAAGAUAUUGUGGCUCUGAUGUCUCGCAGAGCCUAUGAUAUUGCAGGAUCAGCUAAAAAUGUCAAAGUAUUCUUGAAUGGAAAGAAGCUACCUGUCAAAGGAUUCCGUAGCUAUAUAGACAUGUACAUAAAAGAUAAAGUAGAUGAAACUGGCAAUGCAUUGAAAAUAAUCCAUGAAGAAGUUAAUGACCGGUGGGAAGUGUGUCUAACCAUGAGUGAAAGAGGCUUCCAACAAGUUAGCUUUGUCAAUAGCAUCGCUACUACUAAGGGUGGCAGACAUGUAGACUAUAUCGCUGACCAGAUUGUCAACAAACUCAUAGAUGUAGUAAAGAAAAAGAACAAAGCUGGAGUUGGAGUAAAGCCUUUCCAGGUGAAGAAUCAUAUGUGGGUCUUCAUAAACAGCUUGAUUGAAAAUCCAACUUUUGACUCCCAAACAAAGGAGAAUAUGACUCUUCAAGCAAAGAAUUUUGGCUCAACAUGCAAACUCAGUGAAAAGUUCGUCAAGGGGGCUGUCGGUUGCGGCAUAGUGGAAAGCAUUUUGAACUGGGUCAGGUUUAAAGCCCAGACACAACUAAAUAAGAAAUGUUCUGCUGUUAAGCACACUCGAAUUAAAGGAGUUCCUAAACUGGAUGAUGCCAACGAUGCUGGGAGCAAGAAUUCUAUCAACUGUACCCUAAUUUUGACAGAAGGAGAUUCAGCUAAGACACUAGCUGUUUCUGGCCUUGGAGUUGUGGGUAGGGACAAAUUUGGAGUAUUUCCACUACGAGGAAAAUUACUUAAUGUACGGGAAGCCUCCCACAAACAGAUAAUGGAGAAUGCUGAAAUUAAUAACAUUAUUAAGAUUGUGGGGCUACAAUAUAAGAAGAGUUAUGAUGAUGAAGAAUCACUCAAAAGCCUCCGUUAUGGAAAGAUCAUGAUCAUGACGGAUCAGGAUCAAGAUGGCUCCCAUAUCAAAGGUUUAUUGAUUAAUUUCAUUCACCAUAAUUGGCCAUCUCUUCUGAGGCACCGUUUCCUGGAAGAAUUCAUUACCCCCAUUGUAAAGGUUUCCAAAAACAGAGAAGAAAUUUCUUUCUAUAGCAUUCCUGAAUUUGAAGAAUGGAAAAGCAGCAACUCUAAUUACAAAAACUGGAAAAUCAAAUACUACAAAGGUCUGGGUACCAGCACUUCAAAGGAAGCAAAAGAAUAUUUUGCAGCAAUGACAAAACACCGAAUACCUUUCAAGUAUUCUGGUCCUGAAGAUGAUGCUGCAAUCACCCUGGCCUUUAGCAAAAAAAAGGUGGAUGAUCGAAAGGAAUGGCUGACAAACUUCAUGGAAGAUCGAAGGCAACGGAAGCUUCUUGGCCUGCCAGAUGAUUACCUAUAUGGGAAAACUACCGAUCACCUGACCUACAAUGAUUUUAUCAACAAAGAACUUGUGCUGUUCUCAAAUUCUGACAAUGAGCGAUCCAUUCCAUCACUAGUUGAUGGACUGAAACCAGGUCAGAGGAAAGUUUUAUUUACAUGCUUCAAAAGAAAUGACAAGCGGGAGGUAAAAGUUGCCCAGCUGGCUGGAUCAGUGGCAGAGAUGUCCUCUUACCACCAUGGAGAAGCCUCACUGAUGAUGACUAUUGUUAAUUUGGCUCAAAAUUUUGUGGGCAGCAACAACCUGAACCUCCUUCAACCCAUUGGUCAAUUUGGAACUAGGCUGCAUGGUGGAAAAGACUCUGCAAGCCCUAGAUAUAUCUUUACAAAGCUCAGCCCUUUGGCGCGGUUGGCUUUCCCAGCAAUGGAUGACAAUGUGCUGAAAUUUCUGUACGAUGACAACCAACGCGUUGAGCCUGAGUGGUAUAUUCCCAUCAUCCCCAUGGUGCUAAUCAAUGGUGCUGAAGGCAUUGGGACUGGCUGGUCAUGCAAGCUUCCCAAUUAUGACAUCCGCGAAGUGAUGAAUAAUAUUCGGCGCAUGCUUGAUGGAGAUGAGCCAUUACCAAUGGUUCCUAGUUACAAGAACUUCAAGGGGACAAUAGAUGAACUAGGGCAAAACCAAUUCCUUGUUAAUGGAGAAGUGUCUAUUCUUAAUUCAACCACCAUUGAAAUUUCAGAGCUUCCUGUUCGGACAUGGACACAGACUUAUAAAGAACAGGUUCUGGAGCCUAUGCUGACUGGCACAGAGAAGACUCCAUCCCUCAUAACAGACUAUAAAGAGUAUCACACAGACACCACUGUCAGAUUCAUCAUAACGAUGAGUGAACAAAAGCUGGUGGAGGCAGAGGCUGUUGGUCUACAUAAGAUCUUCAAAUUACAAACUCCUCUUUCUUGUAACAAUAUGGUACUUUUUGACCAUGUUGGCUGCCUGAAGAAAUAUGAGACUGCAGAGGAUAUUCUACGGGAAUUCUAUGAAGUAAGACUGCGUUAUUACUCUUUAAGAAAAGAUUGGCUCACCGGCAUGCUGGGUGCAGAAUCUGCAAAAUUAAACAACCAAGCUCGCUUCAUCCUUGAAAAAAUAGAAGGCAAAAUAGUGAUAGAAAACAAGCCCAAGAAAGAAUUAAUAAAGGUCCUCAUUGAAAGGGGUUAUGAUUCUGAUCCAGUAAAGACAUGGAAAGAGUCUCAACAGAAGGACACUGAUGAAGAUGCACAAGAAGAUACUGAUAAAGAAAAUGAAUCUACUGCGGCCACUGGGCCAGAUUUUAACUACCUUCUGAACAUGCCUCUCUGGUACCUGACAAAAGAAAAAAAGGAUGAGCUGUGCAAGCAGCGGGAUAACAAAGAAAUGGAACUAGAAAACCUGAAACAGAAGAAUCCUAAUGACUUAUGGAGAGAAGAUCUGGCUGAUUUUAUUGAGGCACUUGAUGUGUUAGAAGAAAAAGAAAAACAGGAUGAGAUGUUAGGAACCACAGGCAAGCCCAUCAAAGGGAAAGGAGGAAAAUUAAAAGGAAAGAAACUGCAGCUUCAGGAAACCAUGCCUUCUCCCCAAGGGAGGAGAGUCAUCCCCCGAGUGACUGAAGAGAUGAAAUUGGGGGCAGAGAAGAAAUUAAAAAGAAAAAUCAAGAGUGAAAAAACUGAGCUUGAUGGGAGUCAAGAUUCCCCAGAGAGCAGUAAGGAACCAAAGGGUCUUAAACAAAGAUUGAUGAAGAAACUGAAAACAGAACCAGAUUCCAAGAAACAGUCCAAACUGCCAUUCAAGCCAGUAAAAAAAGCAAUGAAACUAAAUCCUUGGUCUGACUCAGAAUCUGAAGAUGAAAACGAAGUUGUUGGUGACACUGAAGUUGUCCCUCGUGCAAAUGCAUCACAACACCAACUGCCUAAACAGUUCAAUAAAAUUUCCAGAAUGCAAUCGUUUAUUCUGUGUUUGAAACAAAACAUUUUUCCCAUUUGCUAUAUUCCUGUAUUGCCUAGAAAUAUAUUCUCAAUUAGCCUUCCUUAUAAAUACACACGUGUUGGGUUGCAGCAGAUAUUUUUUUGUCUAUUAUGUUCAGCAAAAGCAAAGUAUGUGCAGGAUUCUAAUUCAGAUAUGGAUGAGGAUGCAAUGUCUGAUGAGGACUCUGCGGGAGCAACAGCAGGACCAAAGGCUGUUCCUAAGAAAACAAAGGAAGAGAAAAUUGAAGAAUUCAAAUCACCAGAGGUACAGAGCACUGGCUCAGAUCACACUGAGGCAUACGAAGAAAAAACAAAGCCAGCUACAGCAGCUUCUUCCUUUCUUGCCACUCUUGAUGCACCACCCAAACCUGUUCCCAAAAAGAGAGCUUUAACCAAGAAAACAAGUCUAACUGCUGACAACCAGCCUUCUAUUCAGGGUGCUUUCACUAAGAAAAAGACAACGGCAAAAUGCAGCAAGGCAACCGCCACUAAGAGCUCAGGUUCCAGCACAGAUGACUUUGCCGCCAAGAAGCCUGCACCCACCAAGACAAAGAAACCCGCCAAAAGAAAGCCAUCCUCAUCUUGCAGCUCUGAAGACUCGGGCCCUGACUUUGGCCGAUGCCUUAAAAAAAGAACAACGCUUAAGAAAUCCAGGAAGGUGGAUGAAUCAUUUGCCAUUGAACUGAGCUCCGAUGAGGACUUAUCUUCUCCAGCCAUAACCCAUGAAAAACCAACUCGGGCUAGGAAGCCAGUUCAGUAUCUAGAGGAGUCGGAAGAUGAGAUGUUCUAAUCUGACAGCAAAAUUUAUUUGCAUUUCUUUCCAUUGUAUUCAAAAAUCAGUUCUUUAGAAAACAAGGAAAUUGGUUCCAAAUGCUUUCUAUGGACUGUCUGAUGGCACAAGAUGUUGUCAUGGUUUUGUCUAUCACUGUAAAUGUUUUUUCUGUGUUUUUUUAUGUAUUCCAACAA